Molecule: messenger RNA, 598 nt
Organism: Paramuricea clavata
Lineage: Eukaryota; Metazoa; Cnidaria; Anthozoa; Malacalcyonacea; Plexauridae
Source: the annotation of a GenBank genome assembly
UCGUGAUUCAUCUGCCAAUGACACUGAUGAAUAGUGAAUAAUUUAAGCCAAUCAAUUAAUGUGAGUUGAAAUUAUUACUACAGUAAAUGCAUGAAAUAAACUUCAAAUGUAAACUAUUAAUUUUGCUUUUCGAUCUUUGUGAUUAAAAUUAUAAUAUACGAGUCAAUGUCAUCUUCAGUAAGAUGAUUACUUGGUGAAACCCAAGUCAUUCUCAAUGUCUCAUGCUUAAGCUUCCACAUUUUUUAAGUCACUACCAAAUACCUAAAAUAUACAAAUGAUUUUUGCCUUCAAAGAUUGGCGAGGAACCGCCAUACAACGAGAUACAUGUCCGGCGGCGACGACGCUCUCGAAAGAAAAGAUGACACGCAAAAAUCCAGGUGCUGGAAUAGGAGCAUUCAGCACAAAAAUCCAUGUUUCUGAACAAAGCGCAAAUAUCAAUCUUCAUCUCAGUUGUGCUUGUGAUAUAGAUAGAUCCCGAGGAUUUAAUGACUAUAGAACUAUUUGUGUAAUUGGAAAUUUAAGAAUAAACUUAGUAGUUGUCGAAUAUGUAAAUAAAGGAAAAAUUAAUGUGAAAAGAAUUAAAGAAAUUACAUGUUGA